This is a messenger RNA of Scedosporium apiospermum, 663 nucleotides long. RefSeq lists its product as uncharacterized. The record is from RefSeq and is a predicted model, not a curated record. The transcript is spliced from 3 exons. The coding region runs from base 1 to 663 and encodes 220 amino acids. Lineage: Eukaryota; Fungi; Ascomycota; Sordariomycetes; Microascales; Microascaceae.
AUGCGCUACCUACCCAUCAUCCUCGCCCUCACAGCGGGUGUCCCCGCCCUCGCCGAGACGAUCAAAAUUACGGCUGGGGAGAAUAACAAAUUUGAUCCAGAGUCCGUGACAGCCAAGUCUGGUGAUAUUCUCGAGUUCCGCUUCGGCCCCAAGAACCACAGCGUCGCCAUGGGCGAGUUCGACAGCAUCAACGGGCCCUGUGUCCCUGCAAACGAGGGCGGCUUCUUUUCCGGUUACUUCGCGGUGGAUUCCGGCGAAAGUGACAAGGUUUUUCGAGUUACCGUCAACGAUACCGAGCCGAUUGUAUUUUAUUCAACGCAGGGCUGGCUAGCCAUGCGUAGCAUGAGCCGACGUCGCAUCCGUUUACUUACGCGAGAAUUUCUUCCGCAGGGCCGCGAGUGUUCCGAAGGCAUGAUCGGUGCCGUCAAUCUUGCGAGCGAGAAUGACUUGAGCACGUACCGUGACAAGGCUAGCAAGCUUAGCCAAGCGGUCGCCCCCCGCGAUGUCUUCGGUGGCGUCGUUGCUGACGCUGACUCCUCCUCUGAGGAUAAUGACGACUCCAAGGGUAAUCAGGAUAAAAAAGAUGGCGAGGGAGCCGCUGCAUCGGUCAGGGUGGGCUUGGCUAGUGCCUGUGUUGCUGCAUUGGUCGCGCUGAUGGUGUGA